Bemisia tabaci is the source of this 4796-nucleotide messenger RNA. RefSeq names its product Ras-associated protein 2-like (gene Rap2l). The record is from RefSeq and is a predicted model, not a curated record. Lineage: Eukaryota; Metazoa; Arthropoda; Insecta; Hemiptera; Aleyrodidae. Gene Ontology annotation, molecular function: GTP binding; GTPase activity. Gene Ontology annotation, cellular component: membrane. Gene Ontology annotation, biological process: Rap protein signal transduction.
AAUUACCUUCCUCUACUAGAAGUGAAAAGAUUAGACUUUGCACUCUUGGACUCGUGCUGCGUUUUCGACGAGUAGUUAGAUUCAAUCAGGAAGUAUGCCGUAUACAAAUAUUCCUGAACAUUGACUCACUGUCAUUGCAAAAUGGCGUUGACGUUUAAAUAAUUUGUCGUCAUCGCUCGGGUUUCUGUUAAUUUUGUCAAAUAAUCUGUGCAUUUUGGUGUCUUGGAACAACUAAGAAGCGUUUCGUGGAACUAGACAGUGCGUGGAUAAAAUUAUAGAUGUGCUUCGAGUGAUCGGUCAACGCCAGAUCAAGAUGCGUGAAUUCAAAGUCGUAGUUCUUGGUUCGGGUGGGGUUGGGAAAAGUGCACUUACUGUUCAAUUUGUGUCCGGAAAAUUUAUGGAGAAAUACGAUCCAACCAUAGAGGACUUUUACCGCAAAGAAAUCGAAGUAGACAACUCCCCGUGUGUCCUAGAAAUCUUGGACACAGCGGGGACCGAACAAUUCGCUAGUAUGCGCGAUCUGUAUAUUAAAAAUGGUCAAGGAUUCGUCGUUGUUUACAGCCUAACGAAUCAUCAAACGUUUCAAGAUAUUAAACCUAUGAAAGAAUUAAUCACCAGAGUCAAAGGCUCUGAGCGAGUACCCAUAUUACUCGUCGCAAACAAAGUUGACCUGGAGCAUCAGCGCGAAGUCCAGACCGUUGAAGGCAGCAGUCUGGCACAACUUUGGGGGUGCCCGUUCGUAGAAGCCAGUGCCAAAAAUAGGACAAAUGUAAAUGAAGUAUUUGCUGAAAUUAUACGAGAAAUGAAUUUUAGUCCAGAGAAACCGAAAAAGAGUUAUUGCUGCACGGUGCUUUAAUUUACCUACUGUUUAGUUUAUUUUUCAAAUUUUUACCACUCUUUUUAAGUGUAAACAAUGCUCCGUUUGAGUAUCGGAUUCGCAAGUGUUGCUUUCAACUCUUAGGUUGUGGCCAUCACUAACUCUUACAUUCUUUCACGAAGUAAGUGUAAAGAAGGAUCAAUUUGUUCGUUGCCUCGUCCGUGACGCUGGAGCUGUCUCAUCGGUCUCUAGCAACUCUUAAUCAUCUCUGUGCAAUUCAUCCAAAGAAAUCCCCCUGUCUCCAUGGUGCAGAUUCAUACAUUGGUGAGCUUUACCUUCAAUUAUUUAGCAGCACAUCGUACCGUACCAUUUCGUCCGUCAAUUGCUCAUCAACCAAUGUUACUUACUUGGGUCUAAUUUUGCUAUCCAUCAAUGUAACUCAAAGCCAUCAUCUUCAGCUCUUUUUGGUGUUUCUUUGUAUCUUUCUUUGCCAUAAACAUUUUGCCUAUUUUUUCAGAAACUAGCCAUAAGCUAAGUGCAAAUGAUAAGUUCAUUUUAGGACGUGUGUAAUUCCCGUCGUUUCAUCAUGAAAGGUCUUGUUUAUAUGGCAUGUCCGUUUCUGGCGUGACCUUCUUUCUCUCUGGUUCCAAUUAUCACUGAAGCUUCCUCUAAGAAAGGAGUUUCUAGCUCAAAUUUGAUCAAAUUAUUUCUAAGAAUAGUUCUCUUCUGGUUGUGCACUGGAGAAUUCUAGACAAUCAUUCUGUUCUGUGAAUUUUAUAGAUUGUUUGUCGGCCCACUCAUAUGCAAGUAAAUGAAUUAAACAAAACCUUCCCAUGCAGCAUAAAAUAUGUAUUUAACACUCUGGAACCAACAUUUUACUGAUAUCAAUUUUGACAACUUAUGAGCCUUUGAGAGCUUGCAUCAGACGUAGGUGUCUUUCCAUCCACUAAAAUACGUACCUUUUUCUCCAUCUCUCUUUAAUCUUGGCAUAUCAGUUUAGCAAGUAAAAAAUCCCAAAUAUCUAUUAAACAAUUUGAAGAUGCCAGAUUAAUAUUUGACUCUCCACCCGUCGCCAAGAACUCAUGAUAAUUAAGUCUUAGAAAUUUCAUAUUUUUUAAAAUUCCCGAUGUAAUAUUGAUUAUAGGAGUCAUUUUCCGUCUCGGUUCCGAUCUUAUUUCAUAUUUUGUACUGUUUUUUACUUAACUGACUUAAUUUUUCUUGCGUUGAUGACACCCAAUGUUGUAAUUUUAUUCAAAAAGGUGCUAUAUUCUUUAAAUAUUACAGAUUAAAUUCAACGGUGGGCUCAUACAUCUCAUUUUGGCCAUUUUUUACAGUACCGACAUAGAUUUAAGUUGCGCCUCACAAGCAUUUAUUAAUCAUUAAAUUUCUAGCUCUCACUCCUUUUUCUAAUUAUUACCUCUUGCUGGAAUAGACCCAUGGCAAAUUGUGAAUUUGGCUGUCCAUUUCUAGCUAGCUGAAUGCGUAAACUAAUUCCUUCUGGUAGCAGCAUUUUUUAAAACGAACCUUCACCUUGAACGACCGUUAUCGGGUCCAUUUCCAGUUUCACGUAGCUGCCAAAAAAGCUUGCACUACUGCUUUGCAGCAUGAGCAUAAGAUACCAGCUCUUUCAUUACUGUUGAGGCAGGUGCUAGCUUCCUAAAGUCAAAUGACAUGUAAUAUUUUUCUCCGGUUAAAGUACAGCUAAAAAAAGUAAUCAGAGGAAUGAAAGAAAUUUAUGUUAUCCUAAGUGGGUGAACUUAUCAGUCAAAGGAGAAUCUUAUUCAUCAGCUUUUUACAAUUGUGGCAGGAGAUCCCCUAUGCAUCAAAACUUAUUCAAAACAAAUUGCCAUGUUCAAUUAUCUGUCAUUGUGUGAUACUCAAGAGAUUAGUUAGACUUCAUUUUGCAGUUAGAAAGUAAAAGUUUUGGCUUAACUGUGUGAAGACAUAUGUGCAUAGGGAAACUAAUGCUAUAUAUGUUGUUUCUUAACUGAGCCAGAAAGUUUAGUUUCUAAUUGCCUACUUAAUGCAGUCCAGUCUGACAGCACGAACCAAGAUCAGCCUAUCUACAUUUUAAUAUGCCAAAUUUCCUAUUGUGUUUUCUUUUUUUUUAACGAGAGAGGUAUGCAAAUUUUGUGAGUUUUCCGGAUGCCCUAAGAAAAACUGUCAGCAGGUUUUGAUUUAUUUUGUUCAACUCUGUUCUUAGGAAACAAAAUUCAAUACAUGAUAAAAUUAGGCGACUGCGAAAUGUUGUCAGGCUGAUCUUGAUUGAUGCCAUCUAAGUUAUCCUUACUCGAAUUCCCUUGACCGUCGAAUCUCCUUGCUCAAUGCAUUUUGAUUUUUUUGCAUACUACAUGGAAUGUAGAAUAGCGCAGACUUUAGUAAUUUUUGAAGUGCCAACAUUCUAGGAACAAUUGUAGAAUAUUUUCUUAACUCACAAAUUUCCAUUGUUUCAGUAGGUAGUCAUUUAGGUCCUCUUAAUACAUAAAAACUGUUGGAAAUAAAGUAGAUGAACUCUAGCAAAAUUUCAACCAUAACUAAACCAGCGCAAUUCUAAAAAAAAAAAAUUAUAUUUCUGUCAAAAUUUGGUGCCACCCAAGUCUCCUCCGUACCUUUCUUAAUUAUGUUUUUUUUUAAGGUUCUCUUAGAUCUUAUUUUGAUGUCCCAUUUCUUUAAAACUUAAAUCGAUUGCAAAAUGAAAUUGUCUCUUGAAAUGUUUGUUUUCUCUUUUGUGUGCUUGAAAGGGCUCUUUUCAUCCAUGACUGUGAGCAGUGCCUGUAGCAUUGCAUUAACAAAUGUCCAUUAAAUAUAUAUUGUAAAAUGCAAAUGGUAAGGAUCAAUUCCAGGCAUUAAAAUUACCUACUUUUAAACAGAGUAAGAAAUUUGUGCAAAAAAAGUUUCAUUUGUCCCUACUUUUUAUGAAAUAUCUGUUGGAUUGUCAUUUUUUUCUGUGCAAUAUCACUUAUGAGCACAUGAGGAGAAAUUAUUUUUUUACCUCAUGUGCCCUUUGUACUUAAAUUCUUAAUUCACCGAAAGAAUGUUUUCUUGUAUUGACAGGUCCCCUCCUCACUUCCUGCGCAGGAAAUCCCUUUUUCAGGUUUAAUCUCUAGGCUUCCCCAUCAAUUUCAAUGUUAUGUCAGGCUCAAGGUAUUGUGUUGAAUUCGAAUUUUUCUGAUGGAAUUGAUCAGUUCUCUAAGGGUAGCACAGUUUGAUUAGGACCCAUGACAUCUAUUUCCUAAAUCGGACAGAAACCUCCAACAGAUUAAGUCCCUCCAUCAUUAUCCUGAUUUGCAGGAAGUGUAAGGUGGUGAAUCCUGCAUCAACUUCUAAAAACUUUGAAAGCCGCAAUAUCUUUUUUCUUUGUUCAGUCUUUUAUUUUUAAAGAAUUUAGGACAUUCUCAAAGUUUAGGUCAUUUCUCUCCGUUAUCAGAUCAAUAAAAUUCAGAAGCCUCCUCAUAUUAUAGUUCCACUAAGAUUGUAAAGAAAACAUUUUCUCUACUCCUGGCCUCUGAUUACAGCUAUUGUCUAUCUAUGUAGACAGACGUACACAAUCAAUUUCUUGUCAGUACUUAUGUUUCAAUUUUCUGUACUCUGUAAUAUCAGCUGCAAUCAGCUUAUGAUUUUCUGUGAGACCCAUGGUCAGUACUGCUAUCCAACAGUAAAGUCUACUAUGUAUAUUUUUUGUACCACGUGACCAUUUAUAGAGAAAGGGGCCUGCUCCACUAUUAAAGAAACUGAAAAUAAAAUUGUUGGCAUUUACGUGUAGGUAGAUGAAUGAAUUAAAUGUUUUUGCCAAAAAUGAGAGUCAACUACGAGUUAUCAAACUGAAGUAGAUACCUAGUCUGACGUUAGGAGUUCAGACAGCAUUAUCUUUAAAAAAAAAAAAAACCGAAGAAAAAAAUUCUCUCAAGUUCAAAACUCCAUUUUGUCUGCGUAAAAUACAAGUUCCCUCUCCCUUUGGCACUAAAAUGAAAUAAACCCU